GCAUGGUGUCACCUCCCCUCUGGGGCACAAUGUGAGCAUUUCAACUUAGCCUUUUUUAGUCAGUUAGUUGUAAAAUGUGAAUUAAUAACCAGAAAACCACAGUAAACUAAACAGUACAGCAUAGACACAUUUAUAUUUACUGUAAACAUUUGUUUGAAGGUCUUUUCACGCCCCACUGUUCACCACGUGUGUUAUGUGAAACGUCCAGCUUUGACUGUAACAACGUAUGUGCCUGAGAGUCUGACCCACGUCUGUUCAAUGGCUACCUCAGGCCCCACCUCUUCUGCCUCCAUCACUGCCACUGUGCCUGGGGGUUUCCACUAUGAAACCAAGUACAUUGUGCUCAACUAUCUGGGAAUGCCGCCUGUUAAUAGAUCACAGGCACUCACCACAGCUGAAGGAGAUGCUCUGAUUGACAGAGAGAGGAGCACAAGGACAAAAGGCCAUGAAGAAGAGCUGAGACAACUGGAUGAUGAAAUUGCUGCCUCUUAUUCCACAACAGGCUUCGAGCGUCACACAUCGCUGGUGUUUAACCCGACCGCCCCAGAGACCUCCAUAGAGGACUGCCUCGCUGCAGUGGGAGACCGGGUGGCCGAAGAGCUCGACACACACCUGGCAGCAGCCGUACACACACUCCUCGCAGGGCCUUUGGACUACGAAAGAUUUAGAGACGCAGCGCGGGAUCUCUCGACGUACACAGAGGGAGGCUGGAGCAAGGUGCUGGUCCCUUUGGUGCUGCUCCAGGCUCUACAGAGCGAGGGCCAGUCGCUGCAAACUCUCUCACAGCUUGGGGUACGCUUUCUAGAGGAGGAUGAAGCGGGCUACAUCAUGCAGCAAGGGGGAUGGGGGGAAGUAUUCAGCCUCGAGUCAGAGGAGGAGCGAGGUGUAACCAUCGCUGAAGACAGCAACGAUAUUUACAUCCUCUCCGGGGACCAGCACCCAAACCAUCCGAGCCCCCCCUCCUCGCUGCUCUGCAUAGGAGAGAACAGCAGCGGGCAUAGCUCCUGGCAGACGGAGAGCUUACCCGUGUCUCUGGCCGGCCACGAGUCCUGGGCACAGGUCAGCGCGAUGGACCCAGAAGACGUCAAGAGCCUGGACAGCAACGAGGGCGGAGCUCUGGCCGAGGAGCGCAGUGAGAACAACUCGUCAAACUCGGACAUUGUCCACGUGGAGCGCGAGGAUGCGGAGAUGCUGGACGAAGGCGGGGAAGGAGCGGCGAUAGACGAGAGCAUGAUGAGCAUCCUGGGCACGGAGAGCGACAUGGCUGAGCUCAGGGACGAGUUCAGGGGCCAGACUCCCACCGUCGCAGAGUCGGCCGACGCUGACUCCACGGCCCCGGCCUCCCUGCUCUCAUUAGAAGAGCCGGUUGUCAUAACGACACCUGCAAGCUUGUCCGCAGAGCCUUCCAUCAUCUCCUUAGAACCUGAGCUGCCUCCCCCCGUCGCUGAAGCUCCCCCUCCUGAACCGGAAGUACCUUUAUCUGAGCCAGAACCAGAAGCUGCCCCCGCCCCAGUGUCUGCUGAGGUGGCCCCCCCAUCCCCAGCCAAGGAAACCCCGUUAGCAGCAGUGGAGCCCGAAGUAGAGCCGGAGCCAGUCGCAGUGCCUCCCCAGCCAGAGGAGCCAGAGCCAGACACUGUGGCCGAGCCCCUCCUCUUGGAGGAUGCAGUGGCCCCUGUAGAAGCCCCAGUUGAAGAAACCCCAUUGCAGCCGGAGCCUGAACCAGAGCAAGAAGAAGAGCUCCCGCUGAUGCUCUACGGAGGCGCUGCGCUGGUGCUCGCUGCUGCAGUGGCGUACAGUUUCAUCAGCUACCGGAGGAAGUAGCACGUCUCAGGGCAGCAGGGUGCAAAUUACAAGAUGAUAAGGAAAGAUAAAUGUAUUAGUACACACAUGGUGGGACUCUUCUUGCUAAGUGUGUUGGAUGUAUUAAAUGCGUUUUUUUGAAGGUUUAAGAUCUGUGAAAAUGACCCCCAGCAACAAAACAAAAACACUUCCUCUGCAGCCUCACCACUGGGAGUCUGGACGGCUCCACCGCACCGGGGGCAAACACAGUAAGGGUGAAACAAUGCACUCCACUCUUCUCCUAUUUCCUCUCUAGAUCCUUUUUUGGUUAUUUUGCAAUUGUGUGUCGAAAUUCUCCCGCCUUUUUAUAGCCACACAUUGGAAGGUUUGUGAACUUUAAUCCCUGCUAGAUUCUGUUAUUAUCACUGUUUAGUCUUUGAUCUUUGUUUUGAGUCAGUGUAACUACAUGGAAAAUCACUAACAACGCUUCCUGUUUUUCUGUGAGACUAAAGGUUUUACGGCUUUCUCCCUUUCUAUGCAACAAAACAGCACUUAGUAAUAUCCCCCCCAUCAUCUGUGAUUCUGAUUCUGUCUCUCAUUUACAUAACAAAUGUACGACAUAUGGAGGAAACCAGUUAUAUGACUUUGUGUCGGUUUCAAACACAGGCACAACUAAUGUUCCUCUACAUUCUGCAUUACGUACUUGUAUGAUUUCACAUCACAUUUUUGUGUAUUAAAACAUUAAAAUAUUGCCCAAGAAUGGAUGAACAUAUGAAACUGAAACAUCAAGCCUGCUGGUUCAUUUUUUUGCCAUCAUUCAUAUUCAAAUUUGAAAACACUGAAGGUACAAAAACAAUAUUUUAUUUCUACAGUAUAAGAUGUCAUCUAGUACUUUCUAAAGAUACCCCAGUCCUUGUGUGAACUGCACCUGAUUCGUUUGUAUUCACAGAAAAAGAAAACAAAUACAGCUGCAGUACACAAGUUCUGUCAUCCAUUAAAUUUACAUUUCAAGUUUUAAUUUGCAAAAAUAACAUUUUCUCACUUUUUUUUUUUUUGCCCGUUUUUACUUUUUCUGCCCCCUUUAGUCCUCCGUGUUCUGCUCCGUAUUCUUUACUAUUACUGCUCAGCUGUACCAGUGACUGUUGGCCCUGUUGGGAGUUUAACAUUGAGGUAAUAAAACAAAAAGGGGCUCCUUCAGCAACACUCAAACAGCAUUGUGUUUGUAUGGUUUUAUAUUGGCGUAGAGAACGCUGCGAUAAAGAUUUGUUUUGGAAGUCGACCUCUUGUGUUAUUGCAAGAUGUUUUUGCCACAAUAUAGGCCAGCUGAGGAGAUCUUUUAAACAAAAUGUGAACUGCUAUUGGGGAAUGUCCCCUGACCUCCCCAGAGUGUAAAGUGAGUCAUCUUGCACUGUGAGAACUCGGGUCAUUGACUUGUGCAGUAUCACAUGAUUUUGGGGAUAUUGUGGUAUGUUUUAUCACUAUGAAAAUGUAUAAAUGGCUGUAAAAACAUGAUACCAUCUUCUAUGAAAGGAUGCAUCCCUGUGAGUCAGUCAGCGAUACUUAGUAAUACUCAAGGAGGCUGUUACCGGGGAGAGCAGGAUGGAUGUCCAAAGGUCCCACACACAACACUUUGUACCUUCAGUUUCCUACAACACACACGUGAGAAUAAUAAAGCUAAAUAUUUGAAAACCUAA
Eleginops maclovinus (Patagonian blennie) is the source of this 3473-nucleotide messenger RNA. It is a transcript of the gene bcl2l13, whose product is annotated as BCL2 like 13. Gene Ontology annotation, cellular component: membrane; mitochondrion. NCBI's taxonomy places the organism in Eukaryota, Metazoa, Chordata, Actinopteri, Perciformes, Eleginopidae. Gene Ontology annotation, biological process: regulation of apoptotic process; apoptotic process. The record is from RefSeq and is a predicted model, not a curated record.